CCCUAGCUCUACUCUAGCCGUCAUGUCAGAGAAGUAGGUCGAAAAAGUGGUAGUCAAUGUCUCAAUGUCUAAAUUUCGGAUUAUUUCACUUUACAUUAAUUAAUAUUCCUUUCUGUAAUGCAAAGUUUUGCAAAAUCGCCUUGAUUAUGAGUUUGGUUGAUAAAUCUUAGACAACAAGUAACCUUGGUGGAAGAAUACUCAAAGACAUAUGGCAUAAGCAGUAAAGAUGGCGGAUAAGCACAGUCUGAACUAUGACGUGAGGGAGCUGAAGUUAGGGGCAAGUUUUACCAACAACAAAGCCUCGCAGUAUCACACUAUCAAAUACGAUUUCAAGCCAGCUUCAGUGGAUGUCAACAAGAUGGCAACAGUGGAUGUAGGAACUAAUAAUCAAGUGACUGUAACCGUGCCACAUUUAGAUGGCGCUGGGGUUCCGCAGACGGUAUUCAAGGGGAGUCAGAGACCUUACACAAAAGAAUGCGUGCUGAUCAUUGAUAGAGUUACAGGAGAGAUCACGCUGGAAAAGUUAUCCAGCAACAUACAAGUCAAGAAGACCAGACAAGAAACAAGCCAGAAGCCGCGGCCAUUGACGCCCGUCACGACGGAUUUCAUGAACACCACUCAACGUUCCACGUCCCGCACUCGUGUCACCACCAACAAGCGCACUAACAACCAAGGCGCCGGCAACGCGCAGUCGAGCGGGCAGGCGCGCUUCAACAGCAGCGCGCAGAAGCCGCAGAACAACAUGAUGCGCUCCCCGCCGCGCGUCAAGACCUCGCCGCCACAGGCGCCAUGGUCGGGAGGCGGCAACAGUACGCACGCAUCGCUCCCUAUGAUAGGGUUGGACGACGCGCUCGCCGGCACCUCGCCUCCGUCCGCUCCCGCCCACAAUGCCCAUGUACCCGCCCACAACGCCCACGGGCCACCUCACAACUCCCACGGGCCUGCCCACAACUCCCACGUGCCUGCCCACAACUCCCACGUGCCUACCCACAACGCCCACGCUCCUGCUCAUAAUGCCCACAACGCUCACGCGCCUGUCCAUAACUCCCAUGCGUCCACUCACAACGUCCACGUGCCUGCCCACAACGCCCAUGCACCUGCACAUGUCGUCCACAACGCCCACGUGCCCGCCCAUGCCCCGCACGUGCCAGCGCCGGCGCGUCAUUUGCCACCGCCAGCGUCAAUACCGCCGCCGCCGGCGAAUACACAGCCGCAAGCCCCGCGACAGGACGACAGCUCGUCCAGCUCCUCCAGUGAUAGCGAUAGCGGCAGCGGCAGCGACAGCGAUAGCGACGAUAACGACUCUAGCGCGCAGCAGUCGCUCCCUAACGGUACCGCAAGCAAUACCGCCCUCCCAACUGACGUGCUCAACGACGACCUGUGCCUCUCCGAGUCGGGCAGCGACUCCGACUGACCCCCGCACACUCGCGCCUCCUUCCCCCACAGAUACCAUAUCCUAUAGCGUUAACAGCUCGUUCACACAGCCUGCGUAAGCGUAGACGUAGCACGUACCAUUGCGUUCUAAUGUAUGGAACUGUAUGAAACAUGGCACACCGCUUGCGUAAAGCGUGGACGGAUGCGUAACCCGGUGUGUUAGAGGUUUACGUGAGUCGCUACGCACGUGACACGUGUACGCAAUUGGUGUGAAUCGGCCUUAACUCUCCAGAGGGUUCGACCUCUCCUUCCUAUGUAAACCCUGCAAGCGUCUUUUUAACCUCGUUAAGUUUUACAAAAUCUCUAUGGGAGUUCUUUCUUUCUCUGUUGUAAAGAAAUCGUGGCAAACGUCUGUGUGUGAAUCAAAUUUUCUCAUUUUUAAGACUCUGUACCCGAAGGUCUCCGCUGUUCGUCCGUCUUUCAGUUUGUCAGCGGGCUGUAUCUCAUGAACUGGAACAGAUACUUGACAUUUGACUCUUGCUACGUUUUACAUACACUGGGCUUGAUCGAAUGGUUAAAGCGCAAACACAUUACUGUGAUAUGGAAUUCGGGUUAUGUCAAACAAAAAUUGUGUUCUUUGAAGCUGUCAAAAUAAGUGUCAAAAAAGUGACGCUGGACAUCAAGUUGUAAUCAAGAAAGAGUUUCAGCCCGCAAACAUUUUUGUUCGGAAUGUUCUGUCUCCUCUCGUUGCAGGAGCAGCUAUAAAUAUGCUUAAUAUAAAAGAAAAAAAGAAAGACAAUAUACUAUAUCUAUUACUUUAUUUAGAGUACUAUCUUGAUAUUAAAGACAGCAAAUACCAUUUCUAAUACUUUGUUAUGCGGUUGCAACGCACACGCGGUAAUGUGUCUGUAGCUUUAUUUUCGUACAUAAACUGCGCUAGUGUUCUGUCUGUUUAUUUUGAGUAUAGUCAUUUGUAAGUUUACUGUGCCUGUUUUUUUUUUUUGUCGAAUCAAACAAGCCCACGUUCGCACGGGCGCUUUUUUAACGCACGAUUAAAAAGCGUCAAAAAAUAUGAAAAUUAAUGCUUGUGUGUUCGGAUACUAUGUGCUCGUGCAUCGUUUGUACAAAUAUUGCUGUAAGCACUUGCGUGAAGGAUUCUGACAUAGUACCUACCAUCAACAUGGCCCGCGUGUCUUUCAAACAAAUCACAAUACGAUUUGAAAAAGCCAUUGCAUUGGCAUUAACUA
This is a messenger RNA of Maniola jurtina (meadow brown), 2621 nucleotides long. It is a transcript of the gene Eaf, whose product is annotated as ell-associated factor Eaf. The transcript has 9 exons. The record is from RefSeq and is a predicted model, not a curated record. Gene Ontology annotation, biological process: regulation of transcription elongation by RNA polymerase II; positive regulation of DNA-templated transcription. Bases 227 to 1414 code for a protein of 395 amino acids. Gene Ontology annotation, cellular component: super elongation complex. NCBI's taxonomy places the organism in Eukaryota, Metazoa, Arthropoda, Insecta, Lepidoptera, Nymphalidae. Gene Ontology annotation, molecular function: transcription elongation factor activity.